This is a messenger RNA of Cyprinodon variegatus (sheepshead minnow), 2954 nucleotides long. RefSeq names its product WD repeat and SOCS box containing 1 (gene wsb1). Bases 305 to 1588 code for a protein of 427 amino acids. Gene Ontology annotation, molecular function: protein binding. Gene Ontology annotation, biological process: intracellular signal transduction. The record is from RefSeq and is a predicted model, not a curated record. NCBI's taxonomy places the organism in Eukaryota, Metazoa, Chordata, Actinopteri, Cyprinodontiformes, Cyprinodontidae. The transcript has 9 exons.
GCUGAAAUUACAUUAUUUAAACUUCAGAUGUUUUUGUUCCAAUGAGUGGAACGACAUAGAAAUCUUAUUUCCUCUACCAUUUGAUAGAAAAAGAUUAUCUACGUCAUAUUUUACGGGGACUGUAUUUUAACUAGGAGGACGAUAUCCUUCCGCCUACCGCUCUUCUUUUGCGGAAGGAUUCAUUUAAGUUUUGUGUCUGUGAAAAGAAGGCGUUGUUCCGCUACCGGACCAUUUGAUCUCUUUCAAAUCUUUUGGUGUUUUCUUCGUUGUUCAGCUGUUUUCUUCGGUCGGUGCUCUUAUUUAGAUGGCCAGCUUCCCGGACUGUGUAAAUGAAAAUGAUUUAGACAAGGCGAAGUUCAUCGGUGAACUCCUGGUCCCUGCUGCUCCCUUUGACCAGAAGUCUGGACGUGAGACCUGGACUGUAGCCUUUGCACCAAAUGGUUCCUACUUUGCUUGGUCUCAGGGACAUCGCAUUGUCAGACUCAUCCCUUGGACUAGCUGUCUCAGGAGCUUUUCUGUGAGCGCUGGUGAAGAAGGUACCAUUCCAACUAGUCCCAGGCGUUUGUCCCGUCAAAACAGCGAUGGAGGCCUUACUGUCGCACUAGCUGAUGAAGCCCGUGAACACACCAUCGACUGUGGGGACAUAGUCUGGGGUCUUGCCUUCGGCUCCUCUGUGCCGGAGAAGCAGAGCCGCUGUGUCAACAUCGAGUGGCACCGGUUCAAGUUUGGCGAAGACCAGUUACUGCUGGCCACAGGCCUGAACAAUGGUCGCAUUAAGAUCUGGGAUGUUUACUCUGGAAAGCUGCUGCUGAAUCUGAUGGACCAUACUGAUGUUGUACGGGACCUGACUUUUGCUCCUGAUGGCAGCCUCAUGUUGGUGUCUGCUUCCAGAGAUAAGACUCUUCGUGUGUGGGACCUGAAAGAUGACGGUAACAUGGUGAAGGUUUUACGGGGACACCAUAACUGGGUUUACUGCAGCUCCUUCUCCCCGGACUCGUCCAUCCUGUGCUCGGUCGGCGCAGGCAAAGCGGUGUUCCUAUGGAACAUGGAUAAGUUCACGCUGAUCCGGAAACUAGAGGGGCACCACAAUGAUGUGGUAUCCUGUGAGUUUUCACCUGAUGGCGCCCUGCUGGCCACAGCCUCGUAUGACACCAGGGUCAUCGUCUGGGACCAUCAGAAGGCUACCAUCCUCUUGGAGCUGGGCCAUCUUUUCCCUCCGCCGUCGCCCAUCUUUGCUGGAGGGGCCAACGACCGCUGGGUCCGCUCUGUGAGUUUCUGCCCUGAUGGCCGCCACAUCGCCAGUAUUACUGAUGACAGGUUGGUCCGUUUCUGGAGUAUUGAGGAACGGGCUCCUCAGGCUGUAGCCUCCUUGUCCAACGGUCUCUGCUGUGCCUUUUCUGCUGAAGGGAAUGUUCUCGCUGCUGGGACCCGCGAUGGAAGCGUCCACUUCUGGGAGUGUCCCCGCAGCGUUGCCAGUCUGCAGCACAUGUGCAGGAUGGCCCUGCGCCGGGUUCUGAGCACCCAACAGGUGGAAGCCCUAGCCAUCCCCACGCCCCUCCAGGACUAUCUGACCUACAGAGUCAUUUAAGUCUUUCCAUAAGCCGGUUCCCAGGGACUUCUCACUGCAGCAGUGUGCCGGAAAACCUUCUUUAAAAACCCCCAAAUCUUCUAGACCCGAUGUUAAUAAAGAGCAGAGUGUAGGUUCUGAGCCAAGUGGCCGUCUGCUCUUCAGCUUGACUUUGUACAUAUUUAUUUUCACAUGGCUUUACUACGGUUCUCUGGACCAGUACAGUCGUGUUAUUCUGGGUUUCCUGGUCUCUGCGGUGUCGCUGUGCUCCUGCAGAUGUGGAGGUCCAGCUCUAGCGACUCCUCGGCUGCUCUAACUUGAAAUGGCUGUUGCACUUAAAGAGGCCUUGCAGCGGUGCUUGCUUUGAAUGUCUUUCUCUUAGUCAUCAGGUUCUGUUUGCAGCGUGGAGGUCUGUCCUCAUAAAAACCUACUUCCUUUUUCCUCUGCUUCUGCACCUCUACUCCACACUAAAUGGAAAAGUUUGACUCUUUCAAAGUAACGCUGGGUGUUUUCCUCUGCCAGUAUUUCCAUCAACCUGAGACCCAAACACUACGGCCCCUGGGUCGGUCCCGUCUAUCAUCCUCAUUUCAACCUUUUUUUAACAUUGUUUUCUCUCAGCUUUACAACAUCUGAUUGAAGUUGCUUCAUAUGCUCAGCUCUUUGAAUCUAGAACGAUUAUUGAAGGUUCCUUUUAUAAGAAAAUCAGUAUUUCUGUCUGGAUGGGAAGGUGUGGGACACGUUGACCCGUCUCAGGUCAUUUGUUCAGCUGGACAUUGGCUUAUAUUUUGUUCUGGUUAAAUACACUAAAUAUUUUCUAAUCGGGUUCUUAAAGUUUCUUGGAUCACGUUGCUCCCAGUCGUAGUUCCUUUUGGUCAGGAUUUGUACAUUUGUAAAUUCUUUUACUUUAUUGCUUUGUUUUAAUGUGAAAAUAUCAAAACCUCGUUUCUUACCUUUUAUUGUAUGCAUCAGUCGGUCCAAUCACCCGGCUGGAUUACGGAAGCAAUACCUGCCGCCGCAUCUGCUCACCAAUCCGCUAACGGACGAACCGUCAGCAGGGAAGCUUCCCCCUAAAGUGAAGCGUUCUCAGAAAGGAUCUAGUUUCUCCAGAUGUGAAUGAAACGUGAGAAAGGAGAGAGGUCCUUGUGUUAAUUCUACUCCCACAGCAGAUGGCGGCGUGAAGUAAAUGCCAAAGGUUUUCCUUCUGUGUUUUUUACUUUAUUUUUUAAGAAUGGCUGAGCAGCUGUAACACCCCGGCCUAAUCAAAGCAGACAUGUUUUCUAUAUCUGUUACAGGUUGAUGGAGAAACUCAGAUGAACUCUGAUGUUUCUGUAUAUCUGUGAAUGUAUUGAGUUUUUGAAACCUUGUUUAAAUAAAUACUUUUUACUAU